Molecule: messenger RNA, 256 nt
Organism: Thamnophis sirtalis
Lineage: Eukaryota; Metazoa; Chordata; Lepidosauria; Squamata; Natricidae
Source: RefSeq, a predicted model, not a curated record
GCAAGUUACGGAGCCCUUUCCUUCAAGAGAGAAACCGGGUGGAGAGUCCUGCCUCCCCUCUCCCACCUGCUACACAAGAUGUUCCUCCUGUUGUUCGUUCGUCUGCUCACGACACACCUCCAGUUUUUCCUGUUCCCGAACUUGGUAAUUCUGCCAGGGAGGAGAACCACAAGGCAGGAGCUGCAACCUUCCAACCAGAAGCAGAACAGGAGGUGGUGUAUGAGGAACCCCCAAACCAGCAUGUUACCUAUGAUGA